Messenger RNA from Funneliformis geosporum, 690 nucleotides. The record is from the annotation of a GenBank genome assembly. NCBI's taxonomy places the organism in Eukaryota, Fungi, Glomeromycota, Glomeromycetes, Glomerales, Glomeraceae.
AUGGAAUUUGCAAAUGGUGGUAAUCUUCAAAAUUACCUUAAACAUAAUUUUAGAGAUUUAACUUGGAGCGAUAAGAAGAAAUUGGCAUUUCAAAUCGCAGAUGGAUUGAAUUAUUUACAUAAUGAGGAUGUCUUACAUAGGGAUCUUCAUUCUAAAAAUAUAGUUAUUCAUGAAAAUAAUGCCAAAAUCACAGAUUUUGGUAUUUCGAAAGUUGAAAAUAAUUCCACUAUAUGUAAUGGAACUUUUGGUAAAGUUGCUUAUAUGGAACCACAAAUACUCGUCAAUCCAAAAUUUCAAUAUAUUAAACCUUCAGAUAUUUAUAGUUAUGGUGUAUUAAUGUGGGAAAUUUCUAGUGGAUAUCCUCCCUUUAGAGACAAUGAGCGCUUUUAUAUUUCUAAUGCUAUUAUUAAUGAAAUUCGUGAGGAUGCUGUACCCGAUACUCCUGCAGAUUAUGAAAAACUAUACAAAAAAUGCUGGAGCCAGAAACCCGAACAAAGACCAACUAUUUUAGAAAUAUUGGAAGUAUUUUCGAAGAUGGGCUUUAGAAUGAGCAUUAAAGAAUCAGCCGAGCAAAUUGUAAUGACAAAUAAUUCUGAUACUGAAUCUCAAACUGACAAUGAAAAUUCAGACAACAUCCUAUUUGUACUGUAUUGCGGAAAAGAUAAAUGGCAAGGCAAAAUAAAUGAUUGA